UCUGAAAAAAAAUUUUAGCACGGGGCCUAUUCUGAAAAAAAAUUUUAGCACAUGUCAUAAGCAUUUAUCACAUCUAAAGUGAUUAAUUCUGUGGUAAACUGAAGUGACAAACUGAUUUACCACAAAAUUUUUUUUCAGAAUAGGCCCCCAGGAGGCGAGGCAGGCCUAUACCGAAUAAUUAAAUGGGACUGUUUGGUGAAUCGUGCGUGGUACGUGUUAAUACAUCGAUAUUAUCGAUACCAAUAUUAUCGAUCGUAGCUCUUGCACAUGGUUUCUUAUAUUCGUAUUCAUAUAUAAGAUAAACCAUAACCUCCUCGCUGUUUUGCCUCGUAUUAAAAUUAACAAAAGCUGAUUAUGAAGUAAGAAUAGUUUAAUUGCAAAUUAAAUUUGGAAAAAUGGUUCUUCAAUCUUUAGUACGAUAUGCAAGAUCAAGGGGACCUGAUGAGUUUUGGCGAAAAAGACGUAUCUUCAAAUUAUCAGCUCACUUUAAAGGACGUUUUAGAAAUUGUUAUAGUAUGGCUAUUAGAGCAGUGCACCGAUCUUUACAAUUUGCAACCAAAGGAAGACAAGCUCAAAGAUCAUACCAGAGAAUGGUGUCACAUGAAAGAGUUGAUGCAGCUUGUAUAGAACAUGGUAUGAAUUUGAAAGCAUUGAAAGAAGGUUUAUUAAGGUGUAAUAUUCUCUUGAAUUCUAAAAGUUUGGCUGAGCUAGCAGUGUGGGAACCACGUACCUUCAAAUCAAUUGUUAAAAUAGCAUGUGCCAGAGUUAAACAAGAUGGUUUGAAUAUAAUUAAGAAUUUACAAAAGCCUACUGGAGUUAUUAAUAGAGGAGAGAUCAAGUAAUUAUCAU
This is a messenger RNA of Phymastichus coffea, 849 nucleotides long. RefSeq names its product large ribosomal subunit protein bL20m (gene mRpL20). Gene Ontology annotation, biological process: translation; ribosomal large subunit assembly. Gene Ontology annotation, molecular function: structural constituent of ribosome; rRNA binding. Gene Ontology annotation, cellular component: ribosome. The record is from RefSeq and is a predicted model, not a curated record. The transcript has 3 exons. Bases 396 to 842 code for a protein of 148 amino acids. Lineage: Eukaryota; Metazoa; Arthropoda; Insecta; Hymenoptera; Eulophidae.